CGGCUGGCAUGUUAAGAUUAAGUUCUGCUUUUAAUCGUUGGUUUUUUGUUUACUGUAUUUUUUCAAUGAUGAAUUAGUCGCUAAAGCUGUUCGUAUCAGUCAGUAACAAAGUAGCUUAGAGAAGAUUAGUCAACUGCUAGGAUUAGGUGAAUGUAUCGUUUCCAUCAGUACUUCUCACUCAAGGGCAUAAACACGACUCUAUCAGAAUGAUAUCUGAGUUUCUAAAGGGAUCUCCAAUGACAGUCGGUGAAUUGGGCUCUGUGAACGGUCAGUGGAUUACAAAAGGCUCUUCUGUGUCUCAAACACAUGGUGGUCUGCAAACUCAGCUUCAGUUCAAUGAAACUGUGGCACCUACUGUCCUGAACCGAGCCACCCGUGUGGGACCGCCUUCUCCCAUCGUGAUAGAGAAACUUGUACUCCGGGCAGAGAGGCAAGAUGAUGUGGAGAGCUGCACCAGCUCGCUACGUCUCUCAGUCCUCUCAGAAGAGCGACUGGAGGCUGCCGUCAGGAUGGCUAAGAGAGAUCUGCACAGAAAAAGGCAGGAAUCCAUCAGCCAUACAUCACUGGAACCAUUGCAGAGAUCCCAAAUCACCAGCCCUCAGAGAAGCAACAUAGCUCACAGUCCUCAGGUCUUUCCAAAAGGAAUGUCAAAAACCGCUGCUCCAAUGAAGCAAGUAAAAUCUGGUCCUCAGGUGCUGGUGUAUACCCCUCAAAAGCCCAACAGCCAUCCAGAACAGGGUCAGUCACCACCCACCAAAGACAUUGGCCAGAAAGUUAAAAGCAAUGAGCCACGGCUCAGCCAGGAGAUCUGCAAAUUACAGAAGGAACUGAGCACAUAUGUUCAAAGGAUAGAGCAGCUGGCAAAUAAAGGGCGAGUGGUGGAGGUUCUGGAGCCAGAAGAAAAGCGCAGGAUGGAGAUCCGUCGGCAGGAGCAAGAGGCUCGCUCUGCACGCAUCAUUUAUGUGUUACAACAGCAGGUGAAAGAAAUUCAGGAGGAUCUAGACAAGUUGCGUUCCCAGAAUAUCAAACACACCAAAAAGUCCAGGGCGAUGGACAGACUGGCUGCUGCUCAUAGAGGGGCUGUCAGAGCCAUGCAAGUCUUUAUCAGCCAGCUGUCGGACCCUGCAGAGAGCAGAGUGCCCAUCCACUGCAAAGAGCUUGGUCAUCUGAUUCGCCAGCUCUCUCUCUGCUCAGCUAAAGUAGAGGUGGGGCAGGGAUCUGCAGUGCCAGAAACAGCCCUUGACAUCCUGCAGAAAUUAGAGACCCUUGACUCAGCACUAAGUAAGCAGGAAGCCCAGAGGAAGAGAGACUCUGUCUUACAGAAUGCCAACCCAGUGGAAAAGAGUUCUUCAAGAUUGACGGGCCGCAGUAUGUCCCCUCCUCGUCCAGCAAGAGGCCCUAUUGAGAGGGGCCAUCGAAGACCCCGUAAGCCUGCUGCUGCAAAAAAGACUGGCAGUAGGCCGGCAGGGAAGGCCCGCAGUACCUCACAUGCAUUGGUGCGACAGCGCAGUGAAGUUUUGAAGGCAGGGCUGGAAAGUCUCAUACAUAAUCAAAAACAGAGAGAAGCAGAACCACAAAAACCCAACAAAACUACUGGUGCCAUCAACCUAGACCACAAUAGGCAAGCUGGUCAUGUUCGUGAUGCCAGCUUCCAGCAACCCACCGUUUCAUCCCGGCUGAGGGAGAAUCAGUUACCCCAAAAAGAGACAACUGUGCCUUGGAUACCAACAUCCCCUCACUCUCCUCCUCGCCCACGUGUUGUGUCUAGCAGGCCAGAGCCCAAAUGUCUGUUCUUCCCUGUAAAAAGCCCUGAAAAGCAGAACCCACAGAUCAGACCCAUGAGCAGCACACAGCUUAGCCCUUCAUCACAUGGCAGGAAACAAGCCCAAAAUGAAGCCCUCAGGCAAGCCUGGCUGGACCAGGUCACUGCAGAGAGACUGAGAGAACUGAAUCGUCUUAGUAAAGAGGAGGCAGAUCGCAUUAACAAACUCCGCACCACAGUGGGCUCUCCGACACUAUGGGCUGAGAAAGCAGAACGGGCUGCUAGAGAGAGAAUUCAACCUUUGUUGGAUCAGGCACAGCAGGUGUUUGGAGCAGGCAGUGACAAUCUCAGACAACUACUGCAGGUUACAGAUAAUCCUGGGGCCAAUGUGGACGUUCUGAGCGAGGCUUUUCUGGAAGAUCUUCUGGAAGACACAGCUCGCACUCUGUGGACAGCUGAGCGGCAGCAGGUGGCUGAGACUGAUGCUGAGCGGCUGCUGCAGGGCCCCACACUAGAGAGCAUGCUGCUGAGGAUGGAGGAGAUGGAGAGAGAUCAGGAGGAAGUGCGCCGGCGCUUUGCCAUGAUCUCAUACUCUGACCCUCUCAUCUGGGAAAAAGCCACAGAUGCUCAGAGGAAUAUCGCUAGCUCUAGACCAGCCUCUCCACAGCCGAUCAGACUGACAAAGCUGGUCUUGAAUGCUCCCAGCAAGGCUGACAUCCUCCUGCAAAAGCCAGUGGAGACGGGGGUUGUGUCUGACACCUCAGUGCUGGAUGAUGAGUCUUUAACUCUAAAUGACCCCAGUCAUCCAGUCCCAGUUGGAUUGGAGAGGACAGGAGGUGUUUACCUGAGUGUGCCGCCCAGUAUGCAGAGGAGCAUACAUAAAUACAGGGAGGACCAUGAUGCCUUUCUGCGGCUGGUUUCACACGAAGCUGUGGGGAGCUUCAAUCCCUGGGCUAUAGCAGACAGUCUGGCUGACGAGUUGAUUGCUGAGGCUCUGGCUGACGUGGCGGCAGAGUUCCAGGAUGUUUGUGAAGAGUAUGCAGAGGCUGUUUUCACUUCAGAGUUCCUCCAGCCUGUCCAGUCCCCAACCACAUCAGUGGUUCAUACUAAAUCAUAGACUCCUCCCAAAAGAUUUACAAAAGUUUUUUCAAUUGAAUGUUGGAAAAUACAGAUUUAUAUUUUUGUAUGUUUGCUUUGGGAUUUGUUUUUGGGCUUGAAAUAGGAAACUUUCAGUCAUUGGGGAAAAACUGCUUGUCAGAUAUUAUCUUUGUCCAAUUUUGAUACUUGGAUUUAACUAACGUUUCUCUUGUAAAACAAGUCCUUUGUUGGAGGUCCGACUCUGAAACAUAAACAGCAUUACUGGAUGUCUGGUGUUGCUGUGGAGCACUGACAUCACUCCUAAAUUAACUUUUAAAUUAUUAAUGUACAGUACCUUUUCCAUAAAUACUUUACACUAGAGGAUUGCGCAUUCCCUCCAUUCUGAAUGAACAUUAAUAGAUGCAUUAGUGCCGUCUACAUCAGAAUGCAAUGUUUGCAGCUCUACGGACCGAUCUCAAAUACUCCAAAACAUAUGCUUUGUUUCUCUGAGCUAAUUGUCUUUUAAGCUUAAUGUUUUUUAAUCUCUCGACAUGUUGCUCAGGAUCCCCAGUGUGAUUGGACAGGUGAGGAAUUUAGAGUGUAUGUGUUUAGUUUAUGUGUUGGGCCUGAAGGGAAACAGUCCUCUUGGUGAGUCCAAAUGUUGGGCUGGCAUGCUGCGAACGUGCUCUGACAGGACACACAGGCCCUGAGUGCGCUAGUCUACUUUCCAUCGGGACUGUGUGUAGAAAUGUGCUCGCCUACAAUUCUUACAUAACUAAGUAAGGCUAUAAUCAUCAGAAAGUGGUAGAGUUAUGUAUUUAUGCAUAUAAAAUUAGGAUCUGUGUCCUUUGAGAGCUCAAAAUUGUACAACUGUUUUAGAGCAGAACUGUGCCUUAAUUCAAUAAUUCUGUUGGCCUGAAUAAAAUAAGCAUUACCUUAAACGGAUAGUUCACCCCAAAAUGAAAAAUCUCUCGUCAUUUACUCACCCUCAAGUGGUUCCAAAAUUGUAUACAUGUCUUCCAUGAACACAAAAUGAGAUGUUUGGGUAGAAUAUUAGGAACUGACAGCCUCAGCAUUAGCUUUCAUUGUUUGGAUAAAAAGAUACAAUGAAAGUGAAAGGCAGAAUGACAGCCUCAGUCACUAAACAUACAGUAUUUUGUGUUCCACUGAAGAAAGUCAUACAGGUUUGGAACAACAUGAGGAUGAAUAAGUUAUGAAUUUUCAUUAUGGGGUGGACCAUCAGACUUUAACCAUCAGCACCUCUAGCUGCAGUUGUGUAGUUAAAUUCCCAGAUGUGAGUAACCGGUUUCUCAUAAGUGUUCAACAACCUACUUAUUUGUGAAAUAUGCCAAAAGCCAUGCAGAAUUAACGGCUUUUGCCAGCAAAUUCCAGUCCAUGAGAUAUUAUGAAAGCUAUGAUUCCAGUUUGGCAAUAACUUGUUUUUAUUUGUGAUGUGAUUUUAUUUCUGUUGAAAGAAAGCUAUUAAACCUGUACUGUAUUUAUUACACCUUAUAAUCAUGACCUAAUUUAUAAUAAAUGUUUUAAAAUGACACCCAAAA
Messenger RNA from Xyrauchen texanus (razorback sucker), 4398 nucleotides. Its product is annotated as KIAA0753 ortholog. Gene Ontology annotation, cellular component: centriolar satellite. Gene Ontology annotation, biological process: protein localization to centrosome; centriole replication. The coding region runs from base 207 to 2879 and encodes 890 amino acids. The transcript is spliced from 18 exons. Lineage: Eukaryota; Metazoa; Chordata; Actinopteri; Cypriniformes; Catostomidae. The record is from RefSeq and is a predicted model, not a curated record.